UAAUGGAUAAUCAGCAGAAGGAUCAGAUUGAAGACAUCACUGGCAAUAUUCCGCUCUUCUUAAACAUUUUUCUGGAAUCUGAUUGCAAGAAUUUUGAAGAUGCAUUGGACAACUUAAAUCAACAACUAACAUCAAAGAUACAUGAUCCGAUGACGAACUUUUCAGACACUAUACCAGAAGGAAGACAGGAAUUGUAUGGCAAAAUGGAAGUAUUUGCAGAUAUAAAGUGGAUCAGUUGCAUCGAGAAAUUCAAAAACAACCCAUCGGUUAAAGGAUUUUUUGUGGAGAAGGCGUGUAUUGCUAGUAUUCUUAAGAAUGGAAUCAUGGCAAACGGGAAAUGUAUGCUUUACUUACCACGUUGGAACCAAGAGGCGAUUGAUGGAUUACUGAUUUCGCAAACAAAUAAUAAGUUGUAUGUUGCCCCAAUAGAGGUUACCCUUGAUAAGAGUGGUCAUUCGGAUUCUGAGGUAAAAUUUUUCUCCAGUAUUUGGCCAAAUUUAAAAUCAAACUUACCAGGCUUCGAGGAUGGAUUAGAGAUAAUAUUUAUAUGGAUUACAAGCGAAAGUGAUACAGACGUGACAGUGGAAAUUAAGUCUAGAAAAAUUCGGAAUAAAUCUUUUGAAAUUAAUCCCGAUUACAUUCGGGUAGUAAUGGGAUUUAGAAAUGUCAGCAGAGAUAUCAAUCGAUAUCUAUCUUAG
This is a messenger RNA of Acaulospora colombiana, 698 nucleotides long. Lineage: Eukaryota; Fungi; Glomeromycota; Glomeromycetes; Diversisporales; Acaulosporaceae. The record is from the annotation of a GenBank genome assembly.